Colletotrichum truncatum is the source of this 657-nucleotide messenger RNA. NCBI's taxonomy places the organism in Eukaryota, Fungi, Ascomycota, Sordariomycetes, Glomerellales, Glomerellaceae. The record is from RefSeq and is a predicted model, not a curated record.
AUGCUUGUUGAUGGCCUGCGCCGCGGUUUGCACGUCCCGCCUCUUGAAGAUGUUGGCUGGAAGCCUCAAGGGGAGGAAGAGGAUAAUCUAUGCCACGCGCCGAAGGUGACGAAGCACGACCGGCAGGUGAACUGGUCCAAGUGGUCUGCUGACGAUAUUGUCCUUCGUCAACGGGUGCUUGGCCCAAUGUGGUGCGAGGCAAUGCAUCAUGGUGACCAGAAGGUAUUAAGGCUCAUUUUCGAGGACGUGCAAGUCGUGGAGAGGCCGGAUCGCGUCAAGGAAUGGCUGAAGCGAUUUCAGCAGCGUAAGAACGGCUCUCUUGCUGCGGAAAACGUCCCUGAGGCGGACUUGGAGGUCAAGAGCGUCACGUGGUUAUGGAAGCCCGAGGGUCCGGGGGGCAAGGACCCCGAAAGCUGGGGGAGGAUAAAGCUUCCCUACUUUGAGGAGGAAGAUGGUCAAGGCAUCUUGAUCCCGGCUAUGAAGGGAGGGUGCUUAAGGGUUCCCAUAAUCAAGGUGGAAGGUUCAAAAGGUAAGCCUGCGGCGAAGGCCAUCGUCGGCUUUGGAAAGAUUGAAGAAAUUGAAGACGCCCACUCAGAAAAUGGAUAUGGCAUAUCCGAUGCGAUAAUGUUGGGAGUUGCUGGUUGGCUUGACCUAUAG